CUAUUAUUGAUAUUGAAUUAAAUUUAAAUCAGAAGUUAUGAAACCUCUACUAUAGUCUAUAGUUAAAAUUUUAAGUAUUCUGAGUAAAUUAGGCUACUAAUAAAUUAAGUUGAUUAGCUCUACAACUACUAGUACUUAACUGAGGCCUAGAGUUAGUAUGUAUAGUAAGUAAUCAAUUAUUAUAUUUAUAUGGUAUUAAGGGUGAGAGACUGCAGUCAUGUUAGAUAAAUGAAAAUGAGCAAAACAAAGUAUGGGAAACCCUGAAAAAAAAAAAAAUGCAACAAAACAAUGAACGUGUCGGAAAGAAGUUUUCAUCAGCAAACAGUACAAAGCAUAAGGAAAAUAAAAACCUUGCUGAAAUUUUGUAUCCAAGAGGACAACAAGGGAAAAGUAUGUUCUUUGUUAUGUUGCAUCCCUUCUCAGGUUUUCCCUAACCUUAUUUUACAUAUUUCCUUCUACCUAGCAUGAUUGCAUCCUUAUUAUCAUUUUUAACAUUAACUUGUUUCCUUUUACUUUUGUAUGCAAAAAGAAUUUCUUUAACUUUAACAAUUACAAAGUAUUAAACUUGUAUAUGCCCGAAAUAUCAGUUGAUGUUAUUAAUAUAGUUUUUUUUAAAUAAUGUUGCUUUUUUGUAUUUAUACAAGUUUUUAUAUUUAUGUGAAGAUAAAAAUUCAUAAUUAUUUUUUGAAUAAAAUUAAUAUACAUUUUAAAUUAAAGCUUUUUUUACUUUUCUUCCACAUUUUCAGAUUGAUAGAAUUUGGAAAGAAUGGCCUCUGGUGAAAGAAAGUUUCAUCCUGUCAAAAGCUCUGAACAAUUGGCUGAUUAUAUCAUCCAGUAAGCGGUAGAAAAUACUUAGCAUGCAAUAAUAUUAUCAAGUUAUUUCUAAAAUAAAUGAUUUAUUUGUUUAAAAAUUGUCUUUGUAUUUUUUACAUUUUUUAAAUUUAAUAUGCAUCUAUUUAUUAUUCUAGAUCACAGAUGGGUCGCAAUAUAUUUUAUUAUAAAGGAAAAAUAUUAAAAAGACCUUAAUUUUUUUUGUUAAUAGGGAUACUUGCUUUGUGUAUUGUAUUUAAGUUUUUUAAAUUUUAGUCUGAGGACAUUUUAUUUAAUUGGACCAGAUACAAAGUUAGAUCAGAUCCAUCCAAUCUAAUAUAAUGAUAAUAAUUUUCUUUGAUUCUCAUUGAAACAAGUCUAAUUUUUUUUUUUUAAAUUUAAUGUAAUACUAGUUAGGUGUCUGGUAGAAUUUAAGUUUGUUAGUUUUAGUGUUUAUUUGAGAUAAAAAGGUUGAUAACUGCGGCCCUGAGUGGUACAAUAAUUUUUUAUUUUUCUAAAAGAGAAGGUCUCAUCAAGCUACGAAAUCCUCACAUAAAUGAGAAAGAUGAAGAUGUUUUAUAUCACAUAGCACUUAGCAACAAAUCGCAUGAUUUAAAGGAAAUGUUUCAGGACAUUAAAGUAAGCUUUAUGAUGUGAAUUAUCAUGAUACAAAAUGUAUAGGCAGUCACCAAAUUUUUUGUUGGCUUUCAAUUAAAAAAUUUGGGCAAAUUUAUUUUUAUCUUUUUUUUUUCUUUCAUUUUCCAACAAGACAAUUUUACUACUGACAUGUAAAUUAUACCUUUCUUUCUUGAGUAAUCUUUGCCUUAAUUCUAAAUAACAUAUGUUCAUUUUAAAAUAAAAAUUGUUAUUUUAUGUAUGGGCUAUUAAUGAGUCAUAUUUUUGUUUUCAGUUUGUUUGUUUUGGUGGGUCACCUACCAGGAUGCAAAAGUUUGCUGAGUACUUAGUAACUGAGUUGAAGGUGAAGAUCCCCGCAGGACAGACCUUGUCCAACAUUGCACAGGGUUCUGACAGAUAUGUACUUUACAAAGUUGGACCCGUGUUGUCAGUCAGUGUAAGUCAAAGAGGGAAUAAUUGGUACACAAUCAAUAAUUUAAACAGACACUUAUAUUUUUUUUUGCAUGAUUUGAAAUCUGCUCAUUAACAAGAAUAAUUAAAUGUGAAUUAAAUUGUUUUCGUUAAAUAAAGAAAAAAUUAUUUUUCAGUAAAAAUUGAAAAACUUAAUUAUUUGUGUAAGAAAACGAAUACAUAAACUGUUCAAUUAUGACAGUUUUUUUUCUUUCUGAAAUUCUCUUUAAAUUGAAGACUAUUUUAAUGAUUUUAAGAUUACUAUAUUACAUUGGAAGUAAUUUCAGUUACCGUACCAUAUUUUUCCUUAAUGAGCUGAUAAUUAUGAUCUUCCUGCAGUACAGAUUUAUGCCACUGCUUUCAUAAGGAUAAUUCUGACCAAUAAGUGUUCUCCAUAGGUUCAAGAAUGAAUUACUAAUCAUGAAACACUAUCAGCGGUUUACUUUACCUCUGCAGCAUGGGAUGGGCAUUCCAUCUCUCUCUAUAAUCUUCCAUGAAAUAGUGAAACUCAUUUACCAUGCAGGAUGUAGUGAUGUCAUUUUCUUUCGUAUUGGGACGAGUGGAGGUUUGGGUAAGUGCCAAACGCAGUUUAUACCAGGAAUACUUACGUAAGAACAAAAAAAUUUGAUUUUUAAAAUAAAAAUUUUUUAACAUAAUUUUUAAAAAAUACAUAUUUUUAUCUCCAUCUGGCAUAGAUGGAGAUAAAAAUAUGUAUUUUAAAAAAAAAUAUUUUUAACAAUUUUUCAUUUUAAAAAUCAAAAAUGUUCCUUAAUUUUAUUUUAUGUAAUCACAAUAUUUUAAAUUAAUGGCCAUCCAUACAUGAUGUUACACUAUUUUGGCAGAUCUUGGAUCCCCCCCCCCCAACAAAUCAUCACAAAUGUGUCAUACAAUAUAGAUAAAAUCAUAAUACAUCAUAACAUUUUCAUGACACCCUCCCCCCUCCAGAUAUGUGACAUCAUUUAUGAAUGUCCCGGGCCCUACAAUGAAAGAAAGAGGUAGACCUCUUACCAUUUUUUGGUGGUCAAAAAGCUAAAUGCUUAAAAACACUUUAAUUAGAAUUUUUGGCUCCCUUAAUAAGAAGUUUGGGCUCCCUUUUUCUCAUUACUUUUUAAGUUAAGGAUUGGUCAUAAAUGAAGUUAAACUAAUUAUAUUUAUUUAUGAGACUAAACUUAAUGGGUCUUUUAAUUAAAAGUUUUAAACGGUUACAAAAUAUAAUUCAAUUUUUGGCUUAGUAUUGUGUAAUUUCUUUGGACAUUAACUUGCAGUCCUUUUUUUCUCUACCUGUGGUUGUGCUACCCAUUCCUCUAAUGAAUGCCACAUAUGUUAAAAUGAAUGUUUGACAGGUUUAGAGCCUGGUAGUGUUGUCAUUACAGAUAAGGCAGUGGAUGGACUUCUAAGACCUUAUAUGGAGCUGGUAAGAUUUCAUCUCCAUUUUUUUGUUUAUCCUAGUUUGCAGUAUGAAUUUAUGGGGGUAUAUCCAAAUCUGUAUAUGCAGAUUAGUUUGUCCUUGGAUGACACCCAUAUUUUUCAAUGCUGGUUGGUUUCAAAAUUAUUUGUUUGUUUUUUUUCUAAACUCAAUUCCAGUAAGUUGAGCAGGGCCUAUCAAAACAGACCCAAUAAUAAAAUUUUAUUUUAAAAAAGUAAACUUUCAAUCUAAAUGAUUUAUUUCCUUUCUAUUCAUGGUAUCAUUGUGUUCCAUAUUUACCUAGCCCACCUAUGGCAGCAAUCAGUAAUAACAAAUAGGAACCAAUCUCCUCGAUCUUUUCUCCCCGAAAAUAAAAAGUAUUUUUCUGAGUGGUCUAGAGGAAGUAUUGAAUAUUUUGGAUACCAUACUAAAUAUGUAGAUGUGUACUUUACAACAGUCAACCCUUGGAAUGGUGCUCCAACACCCAUCAAAUCUAGACCAAGAAGUCACAGAAGAGUUGCUGGCUCUAGCGGAUCCUGAGAAGGAUGGCUACAGCACCAGUGUUGGGAAAACAAUGUGCACCCUAGAUUUUUAUGAAGGUGAACUUUGAAUCCUGUAUAGAUUAUGUCUCUGAUACUCAGGUGUUGAGCUAAUAGAGGGUCAGAGUAUAGUAAUUGGGAAAUAUCCAAUCCUUGUUUUUUAAGACCAACUGGCCAUUGGCAGGAUUGUGCAAUGUUUUUUAAUCAUUAAGUGAUAUUUUGUUUGUUUAGUUCUGAUGAUUCCAAUUUUUUUUUUUAAAAAGUAGAUUUAAGAAAAUUAUUCAUUUUAUAAGUUUAUAUUUUUUUGUUUACUUAUAAUUUUAGAUACUGUUUCUUAGAAUUUAUUCAUUGGAAUACACUACUUAAAAAAAAAAUUAAAAUAACAAAAUGAAUUCAUAAAAUUAAAAUACACUAUUAAAGAGCAACUUGUUAAGUUACUAUCAAAUAUAAUUGCAUGUUUUUCAAAAGUCUGAUAGGAAAUGUCUCUUAUUUUUAGGAACUUAAAAUGGUAAAUUUGUAUAAAUUUUAUGGAAUGAUCAUUAUAUUUUUUAAUUUGAGAAUGGUGUUCAUACUCGCCAUCAAAUUUGUGUAAAACAAGCCCUGCAAUACAAAAAAUUAUAAUUUCUUUUCAAGGACAAGCCAGACUAGAUGGUGCUUUCUGUGAUUACAACGAAUCGGACAAAAUGUCUUUUCUAAGCCGAGUUUACAGCAGAGGGAUUCGUAACAUUGAGAUGGAGUCUCUGUGCUUUGCAGCUUAUUGUUACAGGGCAGGCUUGAGAGGUAGUCAUCAUUUUAGAUAUAUAAUCUUAUUAUGAAACUAAUUUUUUGAAAUUCUUCUUUGAAAAUUCAUGGGUUUGGCUGAAGUAUGGUGAUUUCAAAUUUUUCGAGCCGGUAAUAGUGUCAAGUAUGGAUAUUCACUUGUAAUUUUUGUGCACUAAAUUUUGUUUUUUAUUGUGCAUGAUUUGUCUUGUAAGUUAGUUUGGUUGAGUAAAAAUAUAUACAGGGGACUGAGUUCAAGUAAGUUCGAGCCCUUUGUGAAGUAAAUAUAUAGUGUAACAAGGUACCGUAUGUUUAGGAUUUACAAAAAAAAAAAUGAGGAGACAAUUAAACAAACAUGCUUCUUGUACUGAACUUUGAACUACCGGUAACUUAAUUUUAUCAAGUUUGACAAUCUAAAAAUGUAAUUGAUACGCCUUGCAAUAUGUUGGUAUUAGUUUAAAAAGACGAUGUUAAAUAAUAAAGAGUCAUUUCAAUUUGACAGAUUUUGGUUUUAUUUUUAGGGGCGGUGGUCUGUGUGACCUUGUUGGAUCGGCUUAAGGGUGACCAAAUAACAACUCCACAUGAAAUAAUGGAAGAGUGGCAGUCCAGACCUCAAAAACUGGUGUGUGCGUACAUAAAACGCAAACUGGGGAUUGAGUAGGAUGCAAUUAUACACGAGUGACAUGGAUAUUUAGACAAUCAUUAAAUAAAACUUCCCGCUGCUUUAUUUUUUAAUAUAUAUUUCUAUGUAUAAAUAUAUAAAUUUAUUAAAACAUAAUAUAAAUGCAUUGACUUUAAAAAGAUACCCAUUUAUAAAAUUCAAAAUAUCCCAGACUUGCUUAAAAAAGGUUUUGAUGGUGAUUUAUUUUGCAAAAAAAAAAAAAUCUUUUCAUAACUUUUAUAGUUUGUGCGAUAUCUCCUUAACAAGGAUUGCUCAUCAACAUUAAUGGUGCUUCAGCCCAUUGAGGACUCUGGCCUGCUCUACCACAUCCUUCCACUUCCAUUCAGACCUAUCAAUGGCAUUUUCAGUGUUGGUCGACAAGUGAGCAGUCUUCCCCUGGGUUUCUUUCUGUUAACCAAAUUUUCUCCUUGAAACAGUUAUUGGGCUGACUUAUUCAAUUUUACAUUUUUCUUUUCAUUUUUUAAUAAAGUGACAUCCACUUUUAGCUUUCUUUAAUUUUAAAAUUACAAUUUUUUUAAAUAGUUUUUCUGUGAUGAUGAUUAUAUUAAUCAUGCGAGAGAGCAUCUGUAGUAUAUAAACUUUUUAAAUAGAUGUUUUUAUUCUCUCAUAAAAGAAAAUAAGUAUUAAUAAUUUGAUUGGACAGAAAACCUGCAUUACAGAUAUAUUCUAAGUGACAUUUAUUAUUUAUAACUGCCUACUAUCCACUGCCGUUGAUUAUGCUUCUACUUAAAGAAACUCAGGCUUAUCAUACUGGUGAUGUUAUACAAAAACUAUAUUUUUAAUACAACUGUUAUUCCUUGAACUUGAAAGUAUUUGUACCAACUGUAAAUUAUUUUUCAAACUGAUUUAAGAUUAUCAGAAGUGUGUUGGACUGCGAUAAAGCUUGCAAGUAGAUUGAGGAAACAACCAUUUUGUGUAAAUAAAACAAAAGUUUCAGCUUUAAUAAUAAAUAAUAAGUCCUUUCUGUUCUUCUGGGCCUUUUUUUAAUUAAAAAAAUUUUUUGGGUAAGAUACAUGUUAUAUAUAUAUAUUAUGUAGUAUGUAAAUUUAAUUUAUACUUAUAUAUGUAUUUUUAUUAAAGCAUUUGCCGAAUGUUUACAUUUGUUUUCUGUAUGAUCAUUAUUAAAGCUGAACCUAUAUUGUUUUAUUUACAUGAAUUGUUUGUGUCUCAUUAAUCCAGAUUAUAAGAAGAAGCUUUUUUUUUCAUCACUUUCAAAAAGCCAUGUUUAAAAUCAUUGUUAUUUAACUUAAGCAGUAACUGAAACUCAUGAAAUUCGAAUGUUAGAUAUUUUUUUUUAAAAAUUUAAUUUGCUUUACAGAUGUUGUGUAGCUUGUUAUUGUGGAUUUAUAUAGCGAUGCCCACACAAAUUAAAAAAAACAACACUAAUGUAUUUGUACAGAUAUAAUCUUUUCAGACCAGUGUUUAUUAUUGCUAUGCUAGUCCAGCGUUUUGCUAUAUGAGAUUAGUUCAAAUCAUUUAUCCACAGCCAUUUUAUAUUAUGCUUCUAUCUACAGAAACUCAAGUUUAUCACAUUGGUGAUGUUAUACAAAAAUAAGUUUAUUUUUUAUUAAUUGGUAAUUCCUGUUAAUGCAUCAGUACUAACUGGACAUUAUUUUUCUUAAUGGAUUAAGAUUAUCAGGAGAAGAUGUUUUACACUUUUUUGUUAAUCCAUGUUUAAAACUAUUUAAAAUUAUUAUUAUUUAAGUUUGACUAUACCAAAAUAACUAUUUCAUAUCAAUCCAAGUAUAUUGAAAAAUCUUUGUCUAGCAACAACAGAAACUCAUAAAAGUAGUAUAUUAUAUAUAUCUUUUAACAUUUUAAUUUGCUUUACUGAUAUUGUUGGUGGUAGCUUGAUAUUGUGGAUUUAUAUAGUGAUGCUGACAAAUGAAAAAGAAAACAAAAAAAAAUUUGUUUAGUCAGGAGUGUUAGCGUUACUGUUAACAGUUCGGCUUUGCUAGUAUUUAGCCGUUUGAGAAACUCAAUUUUUAAAAAAAAACAGAAAUCAUUUAUUGUAUUUAAUUUCGUGUUUACUGAUAGUACUUGUUUUAAUGUACAUGCGAGGAGGCAAUCAAAUCAUGAUUACAGUAUAUACCAUUAGGAUUAAAAUUCUCUUCCAAAUA
Lymnaea stagnalis (great pond snail) is the source of this 7401-nucleotide messenger RNA. The record is from the annotation of a GenBank genome assembly. NCBI's taxonomy places the organism in Eukaryota, Metazoa, Mollusca, Gastropoda, Lymnaeidae.